AACGAAGCCUCCCUUGUCAGUCACUUCCGUCUCUGUGUCAGCUCUCUCUCUGUAUCACUGCAUCCAGCUUUGGACCUGUCUUGUUCACUAAAGCGUUUGGAUUCUCUUCGACAAAGGUUUGGUUGCUGUGUAGGUGUCGCCAGUCGAGCCGGAGCGGGAGUGGUGUUGGAGGAUGUUCUAGGAGUGCCCGAGGGAGCCUGGCUGCUGAACCUGCUGCUCUGCACCAUGAACCAUGACGACGAAUUCUUCGACGCCGUCACAGGCUUGGACUCAGACGAGUCAUGUGAGGGCACGUCGGAGGCCAGCUUUAAGGACGCGGUGGCGGAGGGCAACACGCAGAAGAACAACGGCUCCGUCCCCCAGGAGAACGGAAUCAAGGCGCGCAGAACAUCUCUGCCUGCCCCCAUGUUUUCAAGAAAUAACUUCAGUGUGUGGAGCAUUCUGAAGAAAUGUAUUGGACUUGAGCUGUCCAAGAUCACCAUGCCCAUCGUGUUCAACGAGCCGCUGAGCUUCCUGCAGCGCAUCACUGAGUACAUGGAGCACACUUACCUCAUCCAGAAAGCCUGUGCACACACCGACCCCAUAGAGCGCAUGCAGGCCGUGGCUGCCUUUGCUGUGUCUGCGGUGGCGUCUCAGUGGGACCGGACGGGGAAGCCCUUCAACCCACUGCUGGGGGAGACCUACGAACUCACACGGGAGGACCAGGGUUUCCGGUUGAUCUCGGAGCAGGUGAGCCACCACCCCCCGGUCAGUGCCUUCCACGCGGAGAGUCUGGAUGGAGACUUCACCUUCCACGGCUCCAUCUACCCCAAGCUCAAGUUCUGGGGCAAGAGUGUGGAGGCCGAGCCCAAGGGCACCAUCACUCUAGAACUCCUCAAGCACAAAGAGGCGUACACAUGGUCCAACCCUUUCUGCUGUGUACACAAUGUGAUCCUGGGCAAACUGUGGAUCGAACAGUAUGGCACUGUGGAGAUAGUCAACCACAGCACGGGAGACAAGUGUGUGCUGAACUUCAAACCGUGUGGGAUGUUUGGGAAAGACCUGCACAGGGUAGAGGGCUACAUCCAAGACAAGAGUAAAAAGAAGCGCUGUGUGAUCUAUGGCAAAUGGACAGAGUGCAUGUGGAGCGUUGACCCCCAGACCUUCGACAGCCACAAGAAGUCGGACCGGAAGGGAGGGGCAGACACUAAGAAACAGAAGGAGGAUACGUCGGCAGGAGAGAAUGACGAGGCGGAUGACAUGCCAGAGGUGCAGGAAUCGGUUGCCGUGAUACCAGGCAGCACCCUCCUCUGGAGGAUAUCCUCCAGACCAGCACACAGCGCAGAGAUGUACAACUUCACAAAUUUUGCCAUCACGCUAAAUGAACUGGAUCCUGGCAUGGAGGGAGUGCUGUCCCCCACAGACUGCCGCCUGAGGCCCGAUAUCAGAGCCAUGGAGAAUGGCAAUAUGGAUGAGGCCAGUAAGGAGAAGGAAAGACUGGAGGAGAAGCAGAGAGCGGCCCGCAAGGAGAGGGCCAGGGACCAGGAGGAAUGGUCCACCAGGUGGUUCCAGUCGGGCACCAACCCCCACACAGGCUCUCAAGACUGGCUCUACACGGGCGGCUACUUCGAUAGGAAAUACACAGACUUGCCUGACAUCUACUGAUGAGGACACGGCCAUGAGCUCUUAUUCCUCCUGCGACAUACACACACGCACACACACCCCAACACAUGCACCACCAGCCCUCUACCAAACAGCAUAUCCUCUCCAACUGGACCUGUCCCAUAGCUGUCCCAUUCCUACGCCACUGCAGUGGUCACCUGAGCAGCCGUCUCAGCUUCACUGGUGGCUAAACAGACUUCAUAUUGUUUUUGUUUUUUUUUUCAAGCUGGCUGAAGCAAAAAAAGAAAAAGAGAGAAAAUCAGGGACUUGAAUGAUUUAAUUGACUGAAGAUCAUGUGACUUCAUUCCUUCAUUUGUUUGUUUUGCAGUGAGAGGGCUUAAGUGGAAGAGUUGUAACUGGUAAUGGGAAGCACAUAGAUUGUGUGGUUUUAAUUUUCCUUUCUUAAUUUUUUCUUUCAUUUGUUUGUUUUACAUCCUUGAAAACCCUGAGUGAUGACUUCAGUGUUUCUUGGACAGAAAGAGUGAGCACUUUCCUAGAAGUGGAGUGGAGUGUGGAUGUGUGUGCAUGUGCGAUGGAUGCGUGUGCAAAUGUGUGUGUGUGUGUGUGUGUGUGAUUGCAUGUGUCAUCAAACCCUCAUGAACCUACCUUAGACGACAUGUGAUUCCCUAACACAUACUCUCGUCACUGAACUGCUCUUCGUUAAGUCUUGUACAGAGAUUCUUUGUGUUUUUGAUCUCAGACAGUAGUGGUGUCCCAUAGAAGCUCUAUGCUUAACUGUAAACGCUCACUGUGGUUGAAUGGUUGGCUGAUGGUGUGAGUAAGUCUGAACUGCAUAAUGUUAGUUAAGCUGCAGCUGAGCUUGCCAAUCAUGUCAAACCACGGCCACAUGUACAUUAAUGUCAACCACACCACAGAUAAAUAGAAAUAAAUAAUAAUGGUAAGUAUUCACUAAGAUGUUGGUUGGCUGAAAACAAUUAAAGAAAUGUUUGUGUGAGUGAGUGCGAGGCAGGCAGACAGAGAGAGAGAGAGAGAGGGUAUGUGUUCAAUAAAAAGCCAUAUAGUCAGUUGUCAUGUACAGGCACCGUUUGUCUUCAGCUGCAUCAAAAUAAUCCCACUGCACUUCAAAUAUUCUAGAACGUAAUCUAAUGACUCCACACCCUUUCUCAGAAUCCUUUAUUUCAUAUAAACAAACCAGUCAUAGAAGACAUGAAACGGUAUACCGGUAGUCUCACACACGUCAUCGGUUAUCAGUAGUGACUUUACGUACGUUUGAUGUAAAUAACUUUCACCAUGAAACAAAAGCAUCGUCAGGGACACCGAAUUCAACUAAGUGCAUUUCCAUAACGGCUUAUUCCCUCCUUAUAAAUAUAAAAAGCUCCCCAUUGAUUCUCUAUGAGCCAUUAGCAGUACAGUUGUAUUUAUCGUAGCUAGACAAAUAUUCUAAUUUAUUAUUAAUGAAUUAGUGCCACAUCAAAGAUAACGGUACCUUCACUUCAGUCCAUUAAGCUGAUUCUGUUCAGCAGGUGAUAUGAUGGUCUUAUCAUUAUUCCAUUGUAGUAAUGUAAUGCUCUGUGGGUUUGUCACUCCCAUCCCCCCAUGCAACAGACUAAUAUAUACUCUAUGUAUCUCAUUAUUCAAACAAACACUAUGAGAAAACAUUUUCUCUCUACCACAGUUUAAAAGUGACAGGGCUUUUAUUUUCUCAAUCUAUGCAACCAGUUCAUAGUUCCAGUUGACAGCACAGCACAUUUGUAAAGAAGAUAUGUAAAUACAGCCUGAAAUGAUGGUAAUCCCCUUCGGGCAGUUUCAUUUCUGUAAAUAACAACUGUGUCUAUUGGCAGCUUGGAACUGUACACUCUGCAUUGACUCGUAAUCCACAAGAAAUUGCCUCUUUCUGUUCCCCCUUCUGAGAUGUAUUCCACUCUGUAAAAUGCCUCCCCUUUUUUGCAUUCCAGUCUUAUUUUUUAUACAGUCCCACAUCAUGUGCACAUGCUCCUUAGACACUCUGUCAGGUCCAGAGCUGCGCAGCCUCCUGUGCGGUUUCAUCUCAUACAUGUAGAUCCGUUGAAAUCUAGCUAUGAAGUGUGCAAGACAAUUUCACAAAAUAGCGUUAACAAUGAGACUUUUUAAGCACAGUGAUGCUAGAUGUCCGUUUUCUUCUGUACAUGUGUUUUAAGUUUGUUUGUUGUUGUUUUUUUUUGUUUGCCCCCCCCCCCCCUUUCCUCAUUCAGUGCCUGUAUACAACUACAAAAAAUUACCUAACAUUCUCAGUAACACAUGCAUAAAUGUUUUACCUCUCGUGCAAUCCUAUUUAAGGUAUUUUAGAGUAUCUGAGAGGAAACUGUCUUUAUGGAUUUCUUUUUUUUUUCUUUGACCCCUUCUGUUGAUGUUUUGAGUGAGGUGGAAGUGCAUUGAUCUAUCUGGCCAGGAAUGUCAGCACGUUUUACAGAUACACUACUGUGUGCAUCCAUACACUUGUUUUCACAAAUUUAGCAAUACAGACUAAAUCAAAACAAUUAAACAAUAGAUUUUAUGUUA
Molecule: messenger RNA, 4140 nt
Organism: Engraulis encrasicolus (European anchovy)
Lineage: Eukaryota; Metazoa; Chordata; Actinopteri; Clupeiformes; Engraulidae
Gene: osbpl2b
Product: oxysterol binding protein-like 2b
Exons: 14
Coding region: 226-1644 (472 amino acids)
Cellular component (GO): cytosol; perinuclear endoplasmic reticulum; plasma membrane
Molecular function (GO): cholesterol binding
Source: RefSeq, a predicted model, not a curated record